CUUCUACAUCUGCAUUGCGCUCUUCGAGGAUUUUUCAACAUGGCAACCGCAAACGAAAACAUGAAAGCUCUAGUCCUCCAUCAGCGAGACCAGCCCAUGGCACUCGAGACUGUACGUCGACCGGGAGCUAAAGCUGGAGAGGCAGUUGUGCGUAUUCUAGCAGCAGAUAUUGUGCCAUACAUGCUCGAGGUUCUGAACGGGAGUCGCCCCUAUCCUCUCUCGUUGCCAAUGACCCCUGGCAAUACCGCAAUCGGCAGGAUAUUUGAAGUUGGACCUGAUGCCGUUCAUCUCACUCCUGGCCAGCUAGUAUUCUGCGAUAUAACCAUUCGUGCUCGCGACAAUCCAUCGGUUACGAUUCUGUUUGGUAUCCACGGUGGCGGCUAUCCAGCAGCCAAGAAACUCAUGGAUGGCGAAUGGCGGAAUGCGACGUAUGCCGAAUAUACUCGAUUUCCUCUCGAAAAUCUAUUCCCGCUCAACGAAGACUUACUGCUAAACCAGUUUCACUAUACCAUUAACGAUAUAUGUAUAAUGCCCGUCUUCCUAGUGCCGUUUGGAGGAUUAUCGGAAGUCGAUGUCAAGCCAGGCGAGAUAGUGAUUGUGGCACCAGCGACUGGGAGGUAUGGAGGUGCGGCGGUCGGGGUUGCGCUUGCGAUGGGCGCUACGGUUAUUGCUGCUGGUCGAAACAAAGCUGCACUGGAAGCUCUGGAAAAGAUACAUGCUUCUAGCUAUCGUCUGAAAACUGUUGUACUCACGGACGACCUGGAGAGCAACAUAGAGAUCUUUCGUCAGGCAGCUGGCAAACCGGACGGGGCAGAUGUAUUUCUAGACCUUUCACCACCUGCUGCUAAAGGAAGCUCAUUGCUAUCAUCUGCCGUAAAGGCUGUGCGUGCUAAAGGCCGGUGUGUUAUCAUGGGAGGCAUGCCCAGCCCUAUCGAUGUGCCAUAUCUAGAUGUUAUGUUCAAGAGUAUACGCUUGCAAGGCCGAUUCAUGUAUGAUCGAUCUCAUAUAGAACAGUUGAUACAAAUGGUGGAAUCGGGUUUACUUCCUCUAGGAGAGAAGGCAGGGGUUCAUACUACGGAGGAGUUUGACCUGGCAUCAGUCAAUGAAGCUCUCCACGCAGCAGGAAUGUUAUCUGGAUGGGGAGCGCAUGUCGUGUUGAAGCCAUAGGAAGUUUUCUUCUAGAUUGAAAAAUCAAUCUAUGGUGGAUGUUAAAUAGUACCC
Messenger RNA from Talaromyces proteolyticus, 1221 nucleotides. Its product is annotated as isopropanol dehydrogenase. The record is from RefSeq and is a predicted model, not a curated record. The coding region runs from base 40 to 1167 and encodes 375 amino acids. Gene Ontology annotation, cellular component: mitochondrion. Lineage: Eukaryota; Fungi; Ascomycota; Eurotiomycetes; Eurotiales; Trichocomaceae. Gene Ontology annotation, molecular function: oxidoreductase activity. The transcript has a single exon.